GAGAGCCAUUUUUAUUUUGGAUAGUGGGAAAGUAGUUAGGUCAAGCUUCGUGGAAAAAAAUCGUUGAUAUAAAUCUCUCUCUAUAUAUACUCGUAACAGAAACAGACUUUAGGGCUUUGGAGAGAGAGAGAGGGGUUUAUCAGGGAUGGGAGGGAGUUUUUCAGACGUGAAAGGUGGCAAGCAGGCCGUUGAGCUCUUUAACCGCUACCGUGGGGUUUAUCCUCUCUACACUCCGCUCGAGUGUUUUGAUGGAGUGAGGACAGUUGAUCAGUUCAAAGCACUGGAAAGAUAUCUGAAAGCUGACAAUAAUGCCAAUCGCUACUGUGGUAUUUGUGGAGGUACUCUCUUGCAAUGUGCCGUCCGAAACAGGCAAGUGGAUGUUGUUCGUCUACUUCUUUCUACUGGAGCCGAUAUCUUCAAGACUAAUGAUGGACAUCUUCCUCUCGACAUUGCUAAGGAAGAAGGGUACCACACAAUUGUCCGUUUAUUUGAGGAUCAUCUCUUUGCUGAAAAUGAAAACUGGCGGUUGGUUAUGGCGAAUAGAGCUUCGCUGGACCUUGCAUAUUUGCCCAGCAGUUCGUUUUCUUCCAAGCCAAGUCAUGCUGCAGAUUCACAUCUACUGCCAUCCGCUCCACCACUACCACCACAGCUAGUGGUGUUGGAGGAAGUAUCAAACUUUCAUGCGGCAUCUUCCAGAUUGAGCAGAAGCUCUAGCUAUAUUCCAGAAUGGUCAGAUUACUGGGGCAGACCAACUCCAGAUGCACCUAACAGUUUUACUUCUUCUGUGCCAAGUCAUGGUGAAGGUUCACAGCCACUACCAUCUCCACCACUAACUGUUCCACCACUAGCAGCACUUCCUGAAGAAGAAAACACCAAUGAUGAGGAAGAAGAGCGUCAAGUGGCUAUGGCGAUUAAGGUCUCUUUGGAGCCUGAUUUGAAAGAAGGAAUCAUCCCACAAUGGUCAUUUUGGCUGGAUGAACCAAUUGGAGAGGCAUCUAGCAGUUCUACACCUUUGCAACGAGGUCAAGCUACAGGUUCACAGUCACUGUCAUCUGCUCAACAAAUUCCAAAUGAUUCCAGUAGCAGUCGAGAAUGCGAGUACUGUUAUGAUGCUCCGAUCAAAGCAGCUUGUGAUCCCUGUGGGCAUGUUGCUUGCUUCAACUGCUGGCUAAAGAUUCAGGACUCUGCAAACAAGUGCCCUCAUUGUCGAGUAGAGAUCAAGAAGAUUAUCAAGCUUUAUAUGUAACUAUGGCAUUGAAGCUUUAGUGAUUUGAGUUCUGCUAUGUUUUGUCCGCUGUUAAAAUCUGUUUCGUUUCUUAUCCUAGCAUACUGUAGUUAGUAAUAUCUGUUAGACAUCACAGUUGAGUCACACUAACUCAUUACUGUUACUUGCCGCUUGAAAUUUAUUCCAUGUAAAAAAAUUCCUCUA
Molecule: messenger RNA, 1429 nt
Organism: Rosa rugosa (rugosa rose)
Lineage: Eukaryota; Viridiplantae; Streptophyta; Magnoliopsida; Rosales; Rosaceae
Product: putative E3 ubiquitin-protein ligase XBAT34
Exons: 4
Coding region: 146-1246 (366 amino acids)
Molecular function (GO): protein binding
Source: RefSeq, a predicted model, not a curated record